AUGGUGGACGCUAAGCAAGCGUGGUUCCUUUGCGAGGUGGAGUUCCCACCAUGCACUGCGCACUUUCAAAAGUUUAACAUGGCGGCUGUAAACGUUUUGCGCGAGGACGCUAGAAGACUGCAAGAAAAAGAGUGUUGCGUCCAUUGAAUUGGUUAGUAAUAGUUCUUGCCGUAUUUUACUAAAAAUUGGAAGCCAGGUUUUUUUUUUUUUCUGGGCGAAAUGUUUUUUCCCCAUGUCUUGAUAUGAGCUACAAAAUCAAAACAAAAUAUAUGUUAAUUUAAGCUUAUGGGACAUUUAAGCUUAUGGGACAUUUAAGCUUAUAUAUGCAGGGUAGAGUCUGGUAGACAUAAAGUCAGAAACUUUUCUGUUUGUAGGCCCUGGGACACAGAAUGAUGCAACUAUAUUACACUGCUCGGCCUUUUUUGUUGAUUCCCCUUCCCCACCUUUGCUGCGGUGACUCCCCUAGAGAGGGACCCCAGGGGGGGGUACAUCGUACAGGAGUUAAAGUUACGGGAUGAUUAAAGGGGGCAAAAUCAAAACCCAUUAAAAUCCCUAGAGCUUCUAACAAAACCCCCAAAAAUCCCUGAAAAGAACACUAAGCCCCCAAAAUUCCCAUGCCUAAUUUCUGAGCCUUAAAAUUUUUCAAUAAACAAUAAUAUUAAAUGAUAUAACAUGCAAAAAAUGGAAAUUGAAUAUUGUACUAUCUGAAUUUAUCUUUAGAAAUUAUCUCUCCCUUGGCAUACACACAUGGUACUACGGCAAUCUCCAGAUUGUUUUAUAUACCCCAGCAAAUCCUUUCUUAAAUCAAGGCAGCAAAAAAUACUUGCUAAACUUCCCAAAAAAAUUCAUGGAGCAGAAAACUUCAAUCCCAAGAAAAUCCUUCAAUCAUCCCUGUCACUGUAACUUAAAAGUAACCCCAAGUAUGUUACAGGUUAAUAUUAACCCAUUUGCUCCUGGAGAUUUUGCCGAAAAACGCGUUUUGAAGCUAGUCGAGUGGUUUUCUGGUCACUGUCGUGCUAUAAAGAGCUAAAACUUACCACAAACUGCUUUACAGGUCGUACACUUCGCGGCCUUCUAAUCCAGAUGCAAAAUAUCAGCUUGUGAAGUUCGGGCAUGCGCAGAAAGCAAAAUUUCGAGAUAGUUUUUGGGUUUAAAAGUGACACAGCAGUCUUGACUUUUACUUUUCGCUUUCUCUCCUCCCUUCUUUUUUCGCUUUUCUUGCCUUAUUUUUUUUUUCUCUUGCUGGGCAUUUAGUAGGCUUUAAUUUGGUGGGAAGAGUUUUUAGGAAAGCUUUUAGGAUCUUAGGAUUAGGUGAAAGGAAAGGUAGCUGGGUAAUGGAACAAGAUUUUCAUGGAGAUUUUCAGGUCAAUGUCACGUGGUUUUUUGCUUCUUUCUCCGGUGUCCUUGACUGAAUUGUGCUCAUUCUGGUAUGGUUUGAAAGAUCUCUUCACUCUGCACAAGUUAGCGAAGAAAGUUGUCCUUGACCGUUAAAACUGAUGACGUCACAAAGGGUAGAAAGGACCUGGAUCCGCACGGGCGGUUACGGGCAGUUACGGGGCGAAUGGGUUAAAUUCUGGUUAAGAUUUUUAUUUAAGAAUUAGAGCUAGGAGAAAAAGGAAAUUUAACAAAAAAAGUAAGUGUGACAGUAUUAAGCAAUGGAAAGCCAGAAAAUAUAAUUUUAAACCUGAAUUUAAUUUUGACGUGUAACAGAAUAUGGCAAACAAGGCAUCAAUGAACUUGUUGCAAAUCCAUUGAAUCUCUAUUUUUUUUGUAGGCUAUGCAGUGUAUUUUUGACUCGAUUUAACACAAGUUUGCCAUGAUUUCCAGAGGAGCGAAAAUAGCAUUAGGAGGAGCAUUUUGUUUUGCCUCAGCUGUAAUAUUUCUAGUUCAUCAGAUGCAGAACACAGAUCGUAAGAGACUCAAAGAAGGUGUGAUUAGAGACAUAGAGAGACAAGAGAGAAAGAGAAAGAAUGUUGAAGAGUUACAGCAACAGAUUGAACUGACAAAGAAGUUGCAAAAACAAAGGGACAGUGAUUUGUCUAAUCAGAAAGAGAAUGAUGCAAGCUAA
This is a messenger RNA of Porites evermanni, 2068 nucleotides long. The record is from the annotation of a GenBank genome assembly. NCBI's taxonomy places the organism in Eukaryota, Metazoa, Cnidaria, Anthozoa, Scleractinia, Poritidae.